Messenger RNA from Mesorhabditis belari, 249 nucleotides. The record is from the annotation of a GenBank genome assembly. NCBI's taxonomy places the organism in Eukaryota, Metazoa, Nematoda, Chromadorea, Rhabditida, Rhabditidae.
AUGAAGGGUAUCGUAUUCCUAUUUUUGGUGCUGGCUUGUCUCGCUUGUCUUGUCGUUUUCAUUGAAGCAAAUCCGAGAGUCAAGCGCUGGCACAGCCACAGCCACUCUCAUUCUCACUCACACGAGUGGCAUCACCAUCAUCAUCAUCAUCACGGCGGAUGGGGAGGCUAUCAGCCAUACUAUCAACAACAAUAUUAUCCUCAGCAACAAUAUUACUAUCAACAACAACGUCCAUGGGGAUGGGGAAAA